Molecule: messenger RNA, 7619 nt
Organism: Lotus japonicus
Lineage: Eukaryota; Viridiplantae; Streptophyta; Magnoliopsida; Fabales; Fabaceae
Exons: 50
Coding region: 136-7440 (2434 amino acids)
Biological process (GO): nuclear-transcribed mRNA catabolic process, deadenylation-dependent decay
Cellular component (GO): P-body; CCR4-NOT core complex
Molecular function (GO): molecular adaptor activity
Source: RefSeq, a predicted model, not a curated record
AUAAACAUUCACAACGCGAUCACUUUCCAAAUACCCAAAUCUUCUUCUUCACUCUCAAUCUCUCUCGCGCAUUCGUUUCUGCUCUUCGCUCUCGCUCUCGUGUGCCCUCGAUUUCCCAUCGUGUUCCCUGUGGUGAUGAUUCUGCACUCCUCGUCGUCGCUCACCAUGGCCGAUUUCACCUCCACUGCUUCCGACCAGAUUCGGUUCCUGCUCAACUCCUUGAACGAAGUCAACUCUGACUCCGUUUUCCAUCAACUCUCUCAGUUCACUGAGUUUGGAACUGUUGGAUGCAUUUUGCUGCUUCGGACUUGCUUGGAUCACUUUAAUUAUGUCAGAAGAGAUAUGAAUGACAUGCAAAAUGAGCCAAUUCUGGGGGCAGUCAUUAAGCACCUCUUGGACAAACCAAACUUCAGCACAGUGUUGUCUGAGUCAGUGAAGAAUGUAGAAAUUAAUGAAAGCUUUCUCCAAAGUUUUUGUAACGGAUUGCAGUUGUCCUUAUUGGAAAAAAUUGCCAUCAGCCUCGCUUUGUCGGAUUCCGAAAAUCCCGAUGCCAGGUUAUGUGGAAAGAAUUUUUGCAUGGCUCAGAUUGAGGAAUUGGGUGCCAGCCCUGGUUCUUUUAGUUGCCAUGAACAAAUUCACAAUAUUAUCAUGUUCCUCAAGCAGUCUGAGGGUCUUUCCAAGCAUGCGGACUCCUUCAUGCAGAUAUUGUCACUGGUGCAGUUCAAGGACACACCACCUUAUGUUUUGACUCCAGUGCUACCAGAUGAGAUGCAUGAGGCUGAUUUUUUAAGGAAUAUGGAGUUGUUCCAUGAGUCUGGAGAAAAUGAUUUCGAUGCUAUUUUGGCUGACAUACAGAAGGAAAUGAACAUGGGAGAUAUUGUGAAGGAACUAGGCUAUGGCUGCACGGUUGAUGUCUUACAAUGUAAGGAGAUAUUGUCGCUCUUCUUACCUAUAACUGAUAAAACGCUCUCGAAAUUACUUGGUGCUAUUGUUCGUACCCAUGCUGGGCUGGAGGACAACCAGAGCACAUUCUUAACUUUUGGCACGGCCCUUGGAUACAACAACUUGGCUGAGUUGCCGCCACUGAGCUCUUGGAAUAUUGAUGUCUUGAUAGAUACAGUCAAACUCCUUGCACCUCAGACAAAUUGGGUACGGGUCAUUGAAAAUCUAGAUCAUGAAGGAUUUUUCCUUCCUAGCGAAGAAGCUUUUUCUUUUCUCAUGGCUGUAUAUAAACAUGCCUAUAAGGAGCCAUUUCCUCUCCAUGCAAUCUGUGGGUUUGUCUGGAAGAAUACAGAGGGUCAGCUGUCUUUCCUCAAAUAUGCCGCAUCAGCACCGCCAGAAUUGUUUACCUUUGCACACUCUGCAAGACAGCUGGCAUAUGUUGAUGCGAUUAAUGGACACAAGCUUCAAAGUGGACAUGCAAAUCAUGCCUGGCUGUGUCUUGACCUUUUGGAUGUUCUCUGCCAGCUAGCUGAGAAGGGUCAUGCCAGCAUUGUUCGAUCUAUCCUUGAUUAUCCCCUUAAACACUGUCCAGACGUCUUGCUUCUUGGGAUGGCACACAUUAAUACUACUUACAAUCUCUUCCAGCGUGAAGUAUCUCUGGCUGUUUUUCCCAUGAUAGUAAAUAGUGCUGUAGGCAGUGGAAUGAUUCUACACCUUUGGCAUGUUAAUCCCAAUCUGGUCUUGCGAGGGCUUAUGGAUUCUCAAAACAGUGAUGUAGACAGCAUUACUAAAAUUGUGGACAUUUGCCAAGAGCUAAAGAUUCUAUCGUCAGUGCUGGAAAUUAUUCCCUCUUAUUAUAGUAUAAGAUUAGCAGCUGUAGCUUCAAGAAAAGAAUUUCUUGAUCUUGGGAAGUGGUUGAGUAGCAUCUUGACUACGUACAAGGAUGUCUUCUUUGAGGAGUGCCUCAAGUUCUUAAAGGAAGUCCAUUUUUCAGGAUCACAGAACCUCUCUGGCAAUUCUUUUCAUCAGCCUGGUGCUGUUCUGAAUCUCUAUACUGAGACAGCUGCUACCCUCUUGAAGGUUCUUAAAUCUCAUACUGACUUGGUUACAUCUGGACUACUUAAAGAGGAGCUUGAGAGUUUGCACAUAUCUAUUAUAGAUUCAAAUCCAAGGCUCCAAAAUGGUGGGACUACUGAUUCCUCUGCUUCUGAUGGAUACGCGGAGGACAUUGAAGCAGAAGCAAACUCCUACUUCCAUCAAAUGUUUUCUGAACAGUUACACAUUAAUGCAAUGGUGCAAAUGCUUGCCCGAUUCAAGGAAUCUUCUGUGAAGAGGGAAAAAUCAAUAUUUGAGUGCAUGAUUCAAAACUUGUUCGAGGAGUAUCGGUUUUUCCCCAAGUAUCCUGAAAGGCAACUCAAAAUUGCUGCAGUCCUAUUUGGUUCUGUGAUCAAGCAUCAGCUUGUAACUCAUCUCUCUCUGGGGAUUGCGCUUCGUUAUGUUCUUGAUGCAUUGCGCAAGCCUGCAGAUUCAAAAAUGUUCUUGUUUGGAAGUCUGGCACUGGAGCAGUUUGUGGGUCGUCUUGUUGAGUGGCCUCAGUAUUGCAAUCACAUUCUGCAAAUUUCCCAUUUGCGCAGUACGCAUUCGGAAAUAGUUGCUUUAAUUGAACAGGCUCUUGCCAGGAUUUCCUCUGGCCAUAUAGAUGGAGAUGGGGCGAGCCAUGCUUCCAUAAUUGGUAACCAUAAUUCUGCACAGGCUACAUUUGGUCAUGUGGAGCUCACUGGCUCUAGCGUGAUACAACCUGGACAGCCACAUUUGUCUAUGCAACUUCAACAGAGACAUGAAAAUUCCUUUGAUGAUCGUCACAAAGCCUCCAUUGGUUCAUCUUCUGAUGUAAAACCACUCUUAUCUACUCUAGGUCAAUCUUCAGUAGUUACACCCGCUGAUGCUUCUAGUACUAAUAAGUUACAUAGCAUAGUCAGCACCUCGUCAAUGCUAUCUUCUUCUCCUGGAUUUGUUCGUCCUUCCCGGGGAGCUACUUCUGCCAAGUUUGGAUCUGUCUUGAACAUUGAAACUUUGGUCGCCGCUGCUGAGAAAAGAGAAACUCCUAUUGAGGGUCCAGGAUCGGAAGUUCAGGACAAGAUAUCAUUUAUAAUUAAUAAUAUAUCAUCUACCAAUGUUGAAGCUAAAGCCAAAGAGUUCGAUGAAAUUUUGAAAGAGCAGUACUAUCCAUGGUUUGCACAGUAUAUGGUUAUGAAAAGAGUGAGCAUUGAGCCAAAUUUUCAUGAUGUGUACCUGAAAUUCCUUGAUAAAGUUAAUUCAAAGGCUUUGAACAAAGAGAUUGUGCAGGCAACUUAUGAAAAUUGCAAGGUUCUUUUAGGAUCAGAACUCAUAAAGUCAAGUUCAGAAGAGCGCUCUCUGCUGAAAAAUCUGGGGAGCUGGCUUGGAAAGUUGACAAUUGGUCGAAAUCAGGUUUUGAGGGCUCGUGAAAUUGACCCAAAAUCUUUGAUUAUAGAGGCAUAUGAGAAGGGGCUGAUGAUUGCUGUUAUUCCAUUUACUUCAAAGAUCCUCGAACCAUGCCAGAGCAGUCUUGCAUAUCAGCCCCCUAAUCCUUGGACCAUGGGCAUUUUGGGAUUGCUUGUUGAGAUUUAUUCAAUGCCAAACCUAAAAAUGAACCUCAAGUUUGACAUAGAGGUAUUGUUCAAAACUCUUGCCGUAGAGAUGAAGGAUGUCACACCAACUUCUCUCCUGAAGGAUCGCAAAAGAGAAAUUGAAGGGAAUCCUGAUUUUUCUAAUAAAGAUGUUGGGGUGUCUCAAGCACAACUGGUUUCUGAUAUAAAACCUGGCCUUGUACCGCCUGUAAAUCAAGUGGAGUUACCACCGCUUGAAGUCACAAAUCCAUCCAAUCCACAUAUGUUGUCUCCGUAUGCUGGUCCUCUACAUAUAACCACGGGACCAUUGAUUGAUGAUGAGAAAGUAACACCUCUGGGCCUCUCUGAUCAACUUCCAACCGCUCAAGGACUGUUACAAGCCACUACUAACCCAUCACCUUUUAGCCAGCUCUCAACACAGAUCCCUAACAUAGGGACUCAUGUUAUUAUCAAUCCAAAGCUCAGUGGUUUUGGAUUGCAAAUGCAUUUUCAGAGAGCGGUACCUAUUUCAAUGGAUAGAGCUAUCAAAGAGAUAGUCACUGGUAUUGUGCAGCGCAGUGUUUCCAUAGCAACACAAACAACUAAGGAGCUUGUUUUGAAGGAUUAUGCUAUGGAAUCAGAUGAAACACGUAUAUUAAAUGCUGCACAUUUGAUGGUUGCUAGUCUGUCCGGAAGUUUGGCUCAUGUCACAUGCAAAGAACCUUUACGAACAUCAAUAUCAAACCAACUGAGGACGGCACUUCAGAAUAUAAAUAUUGCAAGUGAAAUCUUGGAACAAGCUGUCCAACUUGUCACCAAUGAUAAUCUUGAUCUUGGUUGUGCUGUCAUUGAACAGGCUGCUACCGAUAAGGCAAUAAGCACCAUAGAUACAGAGAUUGGUCAACAACUUUCUGUGAGAAGGAAGCAUCGAGAAGGUAUGGGCUCUACAUUUUUUGACGCGAACAUGUAUCAACAAGGUUCAAUGGGUGGUGUUCCAGAGCCCCUUCGACCCAAACCUGGUCAGCUGUCCCUCUCACAACAGCGCGUUUAUGAGGACUUUGUUCGGCUUCCGUGGCAAAACCAGUCUACCCAGAACUCACAUUCUAUAUCUGGUGGUGUUUCUAUUCAAUCUGGAGGUACUGGUCUCACUGGUACCAGUGGUACUGUAUCCGGACAAAUGAGCCCUGGCUACUCUGUGAACACAGGAUAUGAAGGGGUCCCUCGACCAAUAGAUGAUAUUUCAGAAUCUAAUUUGGCUCCGCAUUUUAGUGCUUCCUCUGUUCACAUCAGAGCCGCUGACAGUGUUUCCCAGCAUAGUCUGGAGAAAGACUCUGUUGCCUCAUUUCCUUCAACUGCUUCCACCCCUGAAUUACAUACAGUGGAUUCUUCUGAUGCUGUUAAAGAUUCUGGAGCUUCUUCACAGCCACCGGUUUCAUCAGGUGCCAUGGAGCGCCUCGGAAGUAGCUUCUUGGAGCCUACUCUCACUACACGCGAUGCUUUGGAUAAGUACCAACUUGUAGCACAAAAGUUGGAAGCUGUCGUCAACAAUGAUUCCCGGGAAGCAGAUAUACAGGGCAUCAUUUCUGAGGUUCCUGAGAUCAUACUCAGAUGUGUUAGUCGAGAUGAGGCUGCUUUAGCUGUUGCUCAAAAGGUUUUCAAGGGUUUAUAUGACAAUGCAACUAACAACAUUCAUGUCUUUGCUCAUCUUGCUAUCCUAACUGCCAUUCGUGAUGUUUGCAAGCUUGCUGUCAAGGAACUUACUAGUUGGGUAAUUUAUUCAGAAGAAGAAAGGAAAUAUAACAAAGAUAUUACUGUUGGCCUCAUCCGCAGUGAAUUGCUAAAUCUGACUGAGUACAAUGUUCAUAUGGCAAAACUUAUUGAUGGGGGAAGGAACAAGGCUGCUACUGAGUUUUCUAUCUCUCUUCUGCAAAUCCUGGUUAUUGAGGAACCUAAAGUUAUUUCAGAACUUCAGAGUCUCGUUGAUGCUUUGGCAAAGCUUGCCACCAAGCCUGGAUUCCCUGAAUCAUUACAACAGCUUAUUGAGAUGAUAAAGAACCCUGCGGCUAAUACUUCUGCUCUAUCUGCUAGUAAUGCUGGAAAAGAUGAUAAGGCAAGGCAAUCAAGAGACAAUAAGGGUCCUGGUCCACUUGCUGCAAACCGGGAAGACAUGAACAAUGUAGAUUCUAUUGAACCGGAUCCUGCUGGAUUCCGUGACCAGGUUUCCAUGUUGUUCCAAGAUUGGUAUAGGAUAUGUGAACUUCCAGGUGCCAAUGAUACAGCUUCUACCCAUUUCAUCUUACAGUUGCAUCAGAAUGGGUUGCUUAAGGGAGACGACAUAACAGAUCGCUUUUUCCGAGUGUUGCUGGAACUUGCUGUUGCACAUUGCCUAUCCACUGAGGUGAAUAAUUCUGGGGCAUUGCAGUCUCCUCAGCAGCUGCCAGCAAUGUCAUUUCUCGCAAUUGAUAUUUAUGCAAAGCUUGUCUUCUAUAUCUUGAAGGUUUUCAACUGUGCUCUUAUUCCUAUAAUCCUAUCUCUUUUCUUUUGGGUAGCUUUACCUUCUUACCGAUUUUGUUCUUUGUUGGAACAGGGAUCAAACAAACUAUUCCUUCUUCCUAAGAUUCUGGCAGUUACUGUUAGAUGCAUUCUAAAAGAUGCGGAGGAAAAGAAGGCCUCUUUCAAUCCAAGACCAUUUUUCAGAUUGUUCAUCAACUGGCUUCUGGAUCUUGGAUCACUUGAACCUGUUACUGAUGGUGCAAAUCUUCAGAUUUUGAUUGCUUUUGCCAAUGCAUUUCAUGCUUUGCAGCCCCUCAAAGUUCCUGCAUUCAGUUUUGCCUGGCUUGAGUUGAUUAGUCAUAGGAGCUUCAUGCCAAAAAUGGUGACGGGUAAUGGUCAAAAAGGUUGGCCUCAUAUCCAAAGGUUGCUUGUGGAUUUGUUCCAAUUCAUGGAGCCUUUUCUGAGGCAUGCUGAACUUGGAGACCCGGUUCGUUUUCUCUAUAAAGGCACUCUUAGGGUGCUCUUGGUGCUACUUCAUGACUUCCCAGAGUUCCUAUGUGACUAUCACUUUACCUUUUGUGAUGUUAUCCCUCCAAGUUGCAUUCAGAUGCGAAAUAUCAUUCUUAGCGCAUUUCCACGUAGUAUGAGGCUACCAGAUCCUUCCACUCCCAAUUUGAAGAUUGAUUUGCUUCAAGAAAUAACUCAAUCGCCUCGCAUACUAUCAGAGGUUGAUGCAGCACUUAAAGCAAAGCAGAUGAAAACUGAUGUAGAUGAAUACCUUAAGACAAGGCAACAGAAUUCUCCAUUUUUGUCUGAACUGAAGGAGAAGCUGCUCCUCUCACCCAAUGAAGCUGCCUCAGCUGGGACCCGUUACAAUGUGCCACUAAUUAACUCCCUUGUGUUGUAUGUAGGAAUGCAGGGUAUUCAGGGACGAACUCCGCAUGCACAGUCAGCCGGAAUGUUGGCUGUAUUUUCUGUUGGUGCUGCAUUGGAUAUUUUUCAGACACUAAUUGUGGACUUGGACACGGAAGGGCGUUACCUUUUCCUAAAUGCUAUUGCUAACCAACUGCGUUAUCCCAAUACUCACACACACUACUUUUCCUUCAUCCUGCUCCAUUUGUUUGCAGAGUCUAACCAGGAAAUUAUCCAAGAACAAAUUACAAGAGUCGUGUUAGAACGCUUAAUUGUUAAUCGACCUCAUCCUUGGGGUCUCCUGGUUACUUUUAUUGAGCUGGUCAAGAAUCGCAUGUAUAGCUUCUGGAACAGAUCUUUCAUAAGAUGCGCGCCAGAGAUCGAAAAACUAUUUGAAUCACUAUUUGAAUCAGUCUCAAGAUCUUGUGGAGGUCCAAAACCAGUGGAUGAGUCUGGAUGGGUCUGACUGUGAUCCUGCUUGUUGAUUUUGUAUUGACCAUUUUAAAUGGCGCUAUGUACACUCAAUUGUUGAUCCAACAUACCUUGUGUGUAGAUUACUCUUUGUAAAUGGAAUUUUCUUUUAACUUUCGUAAGUUGUAUACAUUACCUUGUAUUUCUUAAUGUCAGAUGAUAGCUUUUAAUGAA